Messenger RNA from Haliotis rubra (blacklip abalone), 729 nucleotides. RefSeq names its product ankyrin repeat domain-containing protein 50-like. The transcript is spliced from 3 exons. The record is from RefSeq and is a predicted model, not a curated record. Bases 1 to 729 code for a protein of 242 amino acids. Gene Ontology annotation, cellular component: cytoplasm. Gene Ontology annotation, molecular function: protein binding. Lineage: Eukaryota; Metazoa; Mollusca; Gastropoda; Lepetellida; Haliotidae.
AUGGUGGAGAAACUAACCCCUCACCUUGAAAAGAAGACCACGUUCAUGAGAGAACCGCUGAGAGGUCUGCAAAGCCAGCAUGAGGUCUUCAAUGACGAAGUAUACAGGUGCCCCAAAACUAAAGAGGAGUGGAAGGAGGUUGCUGAAAGUUUUCGUUCCAUAUGGAACUACCGCAAGUGUCUGGGGGCUGUAGACGGCAAGCACUUUGCUAUGAAGAAGCCACCCAAAGCUGGAUCAUUCUACUACAACUAUAAGGGCUUCACAAGUUCUUGUAUGUUGAUGUUGGGGCAGAGGGUUGUGCUUCAGAUGGAGAAACAUGGAAGAACUGCUGCACAGAGGGGAUACAGAGACGUUUUGGAGUUUCUCGUGUGUACGGGAAGUAAUGUGUCCCAAGUUGAUGACGACGGCCACAAUGUCCUGCACUUUGCCUGCCGUGGUGGACAGUUGGAUAUUGUGCAGUAUCUAGUUUCACAAGGCAGUGUUGAUAUUAACAGUAGUAAUAAACACGGAAGGACCCCUUUGAUGGAGGCUGCAUUACGCGGACACAAAGACGUUUUUGAGUUCCUCGUGAAAAUGGGAGCUAAUGAGUCACACGUGGAUAAUGAUGGAGACAACAUCCUUCAUCUGGCCUCUUCAUAUGGACGUAUGGAGAUGGUAAAGCACAUCCUGUCACAUAACCUGGUCGACAUUAACGCCAAGGGACAAGGAUGGGAAAAACGGCAGCCAUGA